AUGUGCCCCGGUGCAGACCACGAGCCCAAUGGGCAGGCCAACGCUGCCAAUGGCCGCAAUGGUGAACACCCCGGCUUCACUGCCGUCGAGACUCGCCAGAACCCCCACCCCUCCGUCUCUCGGAACCCCUAUGGCCACAACGUCGGUGUCACCGACUUCCUGAGCAACGUCUCUCGCUUCCAGAUCAUCGAGAGUACCCUGCGUGAGGGUGAGCAGUUCGCCAACGCUUUCUUCGACACUGAGAAGAAGAUUGAAAUCGCCAAGGCCCUCGAUGAAUUCGGUGUUGACUACAUUGAGCUCACCAGCCCUUGCGCUUCCGAGCAGUCGAGAAAGGACUGUGAGGCCAUUUGCAAGCUUGGCCUCAAGGCUAAGAUCCUGACCCACAUCCGUUGCCACAUGGACGAUGCUCGCAUUGCCGUCGAGACCGGUGUCGAUGGAGUUGAUGUUGUUAUUGGAACCUCCUCUUACCUCCGUGAGCACUCCCACGGCAAGGACAUGACCUACAUCAAGAACACCGCCAUCGAAGUCAUCGAAUUCGUCAAGUCCAAGGGUAUUGAGAUCCGUUUCUCCAGUGAGGACUCUUUCCGCUCUGAUCUCGUCGAUCUCCUGUCCAUCUACUCGGCCGUCGACAAGGUCGGUGUUAACCGUGUCGGUAUCGCCGAUACCGUCGGCUGCGCUUCCCCCCGUCAGGUCUACGAGCUAGUCCGUGUCCUGAGAGGUGUUGUCAGCUGUGACAUCGAGACCCACUUCCACAACGACACUGGUUGUGCUAUUGCCAACGCUUACUGUGCCCUGGAGGCUGGUGCCACUCACAUCGAUACCUCCGUCCUUGGUAUCGGUGAGCGUAACGGUAUCACUCCCCUCGGUGGUCUCAUGGCCCGCAUGAUGGUUGCCGACCCCGAGUACGUCAAGGGCAAGUACAGGCUGGAGAAGCUCAAGGAUAUCGAGGACCUUGUUGCCGAGGCCGUUGAGGUCAACAUCCCCUUCAACAACUACAUCACCGGUUUCUGCGCUUUCACCCACAAGGCCGGUAUCCACGCCAAGGCCAUCCUCAACAACCCCAGCACCUACGAGAUCAUCAACCCCGCCGACUUCGGCAUGUCUCGUUAUGUCCACUUCGCUUCUCGUCUGACCGGCUGGAACGCCAUCAAGUCGCGUGCCCAGCAGCUCAAGAUCGAGAUGACCGAUGACCAGUACAAGGAGUGCACGGCCAAGAUCAAGGCUCUGGCCGAUAUCCGCCCCAUUGCUGUCGAUGAUGCCGACAGUAUCAUCCGUGCCUACUACCGCAACCUCAAGCUGGGCGAGAACAAGCCCCUCCUGGACCUCACGGCCGACGAGCAGGCUCAGUUCGCUGCCAAGGAGAAGGAGCUUGCCGCUCAGGCUUCUGCCUAA
Messenger RNA from Aspergillus luchuensis, 1392 nucleotides. RefSeq names its product homocitrate synthase (gene hcsA). Gene Ontology annotation, molecular function: homocitrate synthase activity. Bases 1 to 1392 code for a protein of 463 amino acids. The record is from RefSeq and is a predicted model, not a curated record. The transcript has 5 exons. Gene Ontology annotation, cellular component: mitochondrion. NCBI's taxonomy places the organism in Eukaryota, Fungi, Ascomycota, Eurotiomycetes, Eurotiales, Aspergillaceae.